AUGUCUUGCAGGUGGAAACAAGAUGGUACUGAAGAGGGGAGAGAUGGUCCAUGUCCACAAGAGCACUGUACUGUCAUCUGGUAUCAUGAUGAGUCAACCUUCUAUGCAAACAAUCGACAGCAUGUCCACUGGGUUCACACCGGUGAGAAUGCUGUCCCACAAUCAAAAGGAGAGGGUACCUCACUGAUAGUGGCCGAUUUCAUCUCUGCUGACUAUGGUUGGCUGUGGUCGCUUGAUGGAGCAGUAGAGGCACAAGUCUAUUUCAAGACAGGGAAGGCGCACAAUGGAUAUUUCACAAAUAGUGAUAUCUUGGAGCACACAACAAAGGGGAUGAACAUUCUUGAGGAUCACUUUCCCUAUGACAAACAUAUCCUGAUUUUUAACAAUGCAACAACUCACCUAAAGUGGCCUGAUAAUGCUCUAUCAGCCUGA
Messenger RNA from Heterobasidion irregulare TC 32-1, 432 nucleotides. RefSeq lists its product as uncharacterized. The record is from RefSeq and is a predicted model, not a curated record. Lineage: Eukaryota; Fungi; Basidiomycota; Agaricomycetes; Russulales; Bondarzewiaceae. The transcript has a single exon. Bases 1 to 432 code for a protein of 143 amino acids.